AUGUGUGUUGAAAUAGUGGACUUAAAUCAGCCAGAUUACCAUCACCCAACACCAAGUACCAUCACCCAACACCAAGUAUCAUCACCCAACACCAAGUACUAUCACCCAACACCAAGUAUCAUCACCCAACACCAAGUACUAUCACCCAACACCAAGUACUAUCACCCAACACCAAGUACUAUCACCCAACACCAAGUACCAUCACCCAACACCAAGUACUAUCACCCAACACCAAGUACCAUCACCCAACACCAAGUACUAUCACCCAACACCAAGUACCAUCACCCAACACCAAGUACCAUCACCCAACACCAAGUAUCAUCACCCAACACCAAGUACUAUCACCCAACACCAAGUAUCAUCACCCAACACCAAGUACUAUCACCCAACACCAAGUACUAUCACCCAACACCAAGUACUAUCACCCAACACCAAGUACUAUCACCCAACACCAAGUACUAUCACCCAACACCAAGUACCAUCACCCAACACCAAGUACUAUCACCCAACACCAAGUACCAUCACCCAACACCAAGUACUAUCACCCAACACCAAGUACCAUCCCCCAACACCAAGUACCAUCACCCAGCACCAAGUACCAUCACCCAACACCAAGUACUAUCACCCAACACCAAGUACCAUCACCCAACACCAAGUACCAUCACCCAACACCAAGUACUAUCACCCAACACCAAGUACUAUCACCCAACACCAAGUACUAUCACCCAACACCAAGUACCAUCACCCAACACCAAGUACUAUCACCCAACACCAAAUACCGUCACCCAACACCAAGUACCAUCACCCAACACCAAGUACUAUCACCCAGCACCAAGUACUAUCACCCAACACCAAGUACCAUCACCCAACACCAAGUACCAUCACCCAACACCAAGUACUAUCACCCAACACCAAGUAUCAUCACCCAACACCAAGUACCAUCACCCAGCACCAAGUACCAUCACCCAACACCAAGUACCAUCACCCAACACCAAGUACCAUCACCCAACACCAAGUACUAUCACCCAACACCAAGUACCAUCACCCAACACCAAGUACCAUCACCCAACACCAAGUAUCAUCACCCAACACCAUAACCUGUUUUGA
This is a messenger RNA of Biomphalaria glabrata, 1107 nucleotides long. Its product is annotated as mucin-2-like. Bases 1 to 1107 code for a protein of 368 amino acids. The transcript is spliced from 2 exons. The record is from RefSeq and is a predicted model, not a curated record. Lineage: Eukaryota; Metazoa; Mollusca; Gastropoda; Planorbidae.